Messenger RNA from Meloidogyne enterolobii, 2025 nucleotides. NCBI's taxonomy places the organism in Eukaryota, Metazoa, Nematoda, Chromadorea, Rhabditida, Meloidogynidae. The record is from the annotation of a GenBank genome assembly.
AUGCCAAAAUUAAUAGACAACGAAAUUGCUUGUCUUCGAGAUGCCCAAUUAACCGUUCAAAUGCUUUUAAAUCAGGAUGAUGUCCCUAGAGCUCUUGAAUGUAUACAAACUGCAAUGGAAGUUUUGAGUGCAGAUUUACGUGCUGUCAACUGUUUCCGUCAUUUAGGCUCACAAUUGGAAGAAACUAAAAAAAUGAUUGGCAAAAUGUUGUUGGAGGAAUUUGAACAAGUUAUUCAAAAAGAAUUUGCUUGGCCUAUAGAAGAACAAAAACGAAAACAAUUUUUUGAUGAUGAAGAAGAGGAUGAUGGAGAGAUUUCUAAUCUUUACCCAAUUAUUUUUUCUUUGGUUCGUUGUCAUGAAUUUCGUUUUUUGGCUAUUUUACGAGAAGAAAUCAAUGCAACAGUUAAAAAUUCGACAAAACAGAUUGUAAAAGCCCAAAUUUUAACUCAUUUGGAUGCUGACACAAUAGGCUAUAAUCCAACUACUUUGUCUGAGCAUAUUUGUAAAUUGACUAGUUCACAAUGGGAUGCAACUUUGUUAGCUGUUGUUAAUUGUUUAAUUAUUCUGUGCAAUAAAAUAAAGUCAAUCCAACAAUUAAUAAUUAAAUGUGCUGAUCAAGCAGCUUUAGAAGAAUCAGAACAAUUACAAAAACAACAACAGCAGAAAAGUAGAAGUGAUUCAAUAAAUAAAUCAUCAGCACAAAAUUCUGGGACUUCAACACCUUCAAUUGGAAAUUCUGUUGGUUCUUCUAUACCUUUAGACAAACCAACAACAACAAACCCACCACCACUACCCCCAGGAACACCUGGAGCUCUUUUAUCACUACCCUGUCAUAAUAUAAAUCAAUUACGUGCUGCUUCAAUUCAAUUAAUUGGACAUGCUAUUUAUUUAUGUGAAGAAAGAAUUUCUAAAAGAAUACAGUCUAGAUUUAAGGAUAAUGUAUUAGAAAAAUGUUUACCAUUAGAAUUUCACAAAACCUGCCAAAUUAUUGAAGAAUUUAAACAAAAAUGUAAACAAAUUGAUGAAUGUGGACAACAACAACAAUCACGCUCACAAUGUCAAACAAUUAUACAACAAAUUACCAAUAAAUUCCUUACUAAAUUUACUGAAGCACGACAACGUGAAUUAAGUGCAACAAUCGAUGCAGAACCAUGGAAAGCAGCUCAUAUAAAUUCUAAUAUUCAACGAAUUGUUGAUUGUUAUGUUCAAGAUGGAGUACUUACAACUGAUACAAAUAAUGAAACGAUAAAUUGUGAAGAUGAAGAACCAAAAGAAAUGUUAAAAUUAAAAGACGAAGAGUUUAUUGUUAUAGGAAGCGCCUUGUUGCUAAUAAACAUAUUAGCUAGCUAUAGCGAUCUUCUUCGUUUAUUUCCUACUGCUGGUAUGGAAUUAAGUAUGGAUGUUGUUCAAUGUCUCAAACUUUUUAAUAGCCGUACUUGUCAACUUAUUUUGGGUGCUGGUGCAAGACAAUUGGUUGGGUUAAAGUCGAUUAAUGUUAAGCAUUUGGCACUAGCUUCACGUUCACUUCAAUUAAUUGCAAAAUUUAUUCCUACAUUAAAACAAUCUUUUUUGGAACAUUUACCUGUUGAACGACAAACAUCCCUACGACAUUUUGAUUCUACUGCGAGAGACUAUGCUGAUCAUAUUGGUGAAAUUAAAGACAAAUUGCUGGGAAUGAUGGAUAGGGAAUUGCUUGUUGCAUUAGAAGAGUGGAAACCGGAAGGCAAAUCACCAACACCACAAUUUCAACAAAUAGUUAUGCAGAUUGGUAAAUUCUACAGCAGUUAUUCUUCUAUAAUGCCGCCAGAAUUAACUACCAAAAUGCUUCAUUUAAUACACGAAAACUUGAAACUUUAUUUUAAACAAAAUGUGCAUUCGAGAGGGGUUACUCCACACGAUUCUAUUGCUUAUGGUAUGGCUGGACAAGAUUUUGCUUAUUAUGUAGAAAAUAUACGUGCUCUACCCCAUUGCCAAUCAUUUCCUGAUGACUCAAUUAAUGAUGUGCUACAACAAAUUAAAAAAUAA